UCUAUAAUAUCCUUUCCCUAAGGUAUGCCGAAUGUUGCCCAUUCAGUGCCACGUAAUGUAAUGGUGAUGAUUGAUUGGUACCAUUCAGGCUGAGCCACUAAAAACCGAAAGCUGGAGACAUUCGGACAGUCGCUCAGGGUGAAUAUGCCGAAAUUAUUGGGGAAUAUCAACACGACACAUCCGGGCAGGCUUGUCGUGGCCUUUUUCUGUCCGACUUAAUAUUUCGCCUGGGUACGGACAUGUUUGGACAUGUUUGGUCAGUUUAACGGACCGGACUAGUAUUUGAUUUGAAUGGAAAGUCAAAUUUGAUGUACACAGGAGCCAUUGGAUAGGCGGUCUCCAUUGUAAUAUAACUGCUUUCUUUCGUGUUACUAUCUUCCGUUUCCUUGUUUUUCGUUCUCUCUAAAAAUAAAGUUUUUUUUUUUCAAAACGGGGCCCUAUUAGAUUCGCCGACCACAUGAUCCGAGCACUUCUAUCACUGUGGUCACCCAGUGCAGUCAGCGUCAGCACUGAAGACGAGGCUCAGAACCAGAACCUGGCUCAAGCCCAAUCUGCGCGACAGAUUCGAGCUCGCUGGGGGAUGCGCCGCCAGAGCCAGAGUGGCAACGUUUAUCCCCGGUUCCGCCAUUUCUCGCGACACGCUCGAAUGAUAGCCUUUGAAAUGGCCGGUCGACAGAAUCUGGCCAAUCUGUUAGACCGAGUCGAGCCAAACUUUCACCAGCCCCAAGCUGAACAGGAUCCAGACUUGAGUGAAUCGGAGCCAGAUGAGGGGUUCUUCCUUCAGCGUUACGGAGGAGGUUACGCGGUGAUCCGCCGCCGGUGCAACUUCACCCUGCCGCGCAUUGGAAUCGACGAGCCCGUCAGCCAGCCCUUAGUGUGGCUGGCCCUGGAGACACUGGAGGCAGAAGCUUUCAAUGUAAACGACAUUCAAGGUACUCGUAGUUCCGCAGACUUUGUGGCACAGUUUUUGGUCAAAAAUCUGACCAUAGACGUCUUCAAUGCUGGGAAUCAGCCAGGCUAUGGUCCCUCCAGUGUUCGACCACCACCACCACCACCCCCACCAGCUGUUAACUAG
Messenger RNA from Drosophila persimilis, 1075 nucleotides. RefSeq lists its product as uncharacterized. Bases 458 to 1075 code for a protein of 205 amino acids. The transcript has 2 exons. NCBI's taxonomy places the organism in Eukaryota, Metazoa, Arthropoda, Insecta, Diptera, Drosophilidae. The record is from RefSeq and is a predicted model, not a curated record.